GGUGGCCUGAAGGGCUGUGGGCAACAUGGCGGCGCUGGCGGCUCCCCGCAUGGCCCGGGCUGGGAUAGUUCUUCUGCGGCCCGGUGCCGUGACAGCUGCCCACGCUCAGUUGCUCCAUCAGAUGCCGGCGACUGAUCACACUGACAGCCCCACCCAGGUCCAGCCCAAGAGCUCAGCCGUCGUCCAGAAAAAGCCCUGGGUCCCGACCACCAGGGGAGAGUACGUUGUUGCCAGGCUCGAUGACCUGAUCAACUGGGGACGAAGGAGCUCUUUGUGGCCAAUGACCUUUGGCCUGGCCUGCUGUGCAGUGGAGAUGAUGCAUGUAGCUGCUCCCCGUUACGACAUGGACCGCUUUGGAGUGGUGUUUCGGGCCAGCCCUCGGCAAGCUGACGUCAUGAUUGUGGCCGGCACCCUGACGAACAAAAUGGCUCCUGCUCUAAGGAAGGUGUAUGACCAGAUGCCCGAGCCACGCUACGUGAUCUCCAUGGGAAGCUGUGCCAAUGGCGGUGGUUACUACCAUUACUCCUAUUCUGUCGUGAGGGGUUGUGACCGCAUCGUCCCAGUGGACAUCUACGUUCCAGGUUGCCCGCCCACUGCAGAAGCCUUGCUGUAUGGAAUCCUGCAGCUUCAGAAGAAAAUCAAGCGGGAGAAAAGGGUUCAGCUCUGGUACAGGAAAUAGCCUCUUUUUAUUUAUGACCCAGCUACUCAUGCUACUCUGACAAAGCACCUGUGUUACGCACAUCACAGCUAUAUUCUGCACAAGCUUUGUAAUAAAGUGUUGCCUCUUUAAUUGA
Molecule: messenger RNA, 794 nt
Organism: Gavialis gangeticus (Gharial)
Lineage: Eukaryota; Metazoa; Chordata; Crocodylia; Gavialidae
Gene: NDUFS7
Product: NADH:ubiquinone oxidoreductase core subunit S7
Exons: 8
Coding region: 26-679 (217 amino acids)
Biological process (GO): aerobic respiration; mitochondrial respiratory chain complex I assembly; electron transport coupled proton transport
Molecular function (GO): 4 iron, 4 sulfur cluster binding; quinone binding; NADH dehydrogenase (ubiquinone) activity
Source: RefSeq, a predicted model, not a curated record